CCACGACAGACACACGGCGUGCGCGUCCACGUGCGUCCACUGUGCGCGCCGCCGUUCCUGCGGAAUUCAGGAGGCAGUGGUCGGACUCCGAAAGACUCCUACCUAGAAAAUAAUGAACAACAAAUUUGACGCCUUGAAAGAUGAUGACAGUGGAGACCACGACCAGGACCAAGGCUCACCGAAAGACAGUGAGAAGGAAAAAACCGAAGACGAGGAAAAGGAACAGAACACCUCCAAGAAAAAGAUGGUGGUGCCAGGGGCAGGAGAGCACCCUCUUCAGUACAACUACACCUUCUGGUACUCCAGACGCACUCCAGGGAGACCGGCCAGUACUCAGAGCUACGAGCAGAACAUUAAACAGAUUGGCAGCUUCGCCUCGGUGGAGCAGUUCUGGCGUUUCUAUAGUCACAUGAUCCGGCCAGGCGACCUGACAGGCCAUAGUGACUUCCAUCUCUUCAAGGAGGGUAUUAAACCCAUGUGGGAGGAUGAUGCCAACAAGAUGGGUGGGAAGUGGAUCAUCCGAUUGAGGAAAGGCCUGGCGUCUCGUUGCUGGGAGAACCUGAUCCUGGCCAUGCUCGGGGAGCAGUUCAUGGUUGGAGAGGAGAUCUGUGGGGCCGUGGUGUCAGUACGCUUCCAGGAGGACAUCAUCUCCAUCUGGAACAAAACAGCUAGUGACCAGGCGACCACCGCCCGCAUCAGAGACACCCUGCGUAGAGUCCUCAACCUGCCUCCCAACACCAUUAUGGAGUACAAGACUCACACAGACAGCAUUAAAGCAUGGGAAGACUUCCAUGGACUGGUGAAUGCUAGUGGCGGACGUUAGCCCCGCAAACAGAGAACCUCUGCCAGAGUGUGUGUAUAUGUGAUGUGCUGGGGGAUGUCGAGUCCAGGGAAGGAUACCUCUACGUGGAUUGGCACUGUGUAACAAGAAGACAGAGCAAAGGCAGGAACAGAGGCAAGAAGACCAUUCCUUCUCUGAGUCUAAAAUUGGAAAUGAACAGAAAAGCCUGUCAACAAAAACACUGAACUAAGCCGAAGAGAGAAAUAUGCGUUAUUUUUAAUCAACCAGAGAAGAAUGAAGCCUCCAGUUUUUAUUUUUUAUUUUUGUUAAUGCAAGGUGUGACAUCUGUAAACUUGCCACCAGAGGGAGGCCACGUGACUGGUGUUUGCUGAUCUGGUCAUUAGCUGUUAACAAAGUGUACUUGACAAAAUACAACAAAACCAAUAUGUUACAAUACUAUUUCUGGAUUCAUCGCUUAACAUAACAUCACACACCUCCUGCUGUUUAAAAUUAGUCUGUGUUAAUCUGUUUCAUUGGGACUCAAACAGGGUUGCAGGUAGAUGUUAUUUUAUUACAGUGCUGUAUUUUAACUACGAUUUCUCUGGUCAUUUCGAACUAGAAUGAUUACUAUUAUUGUGUACGAUAUAUUUGUAAAUACAGUCCAUGUCAAAGAUCACUAAA
Messenger RNA from Epinephelus fuscoguttatus (brown-marbled grouper), 1462 nucleotides. RefSeq names its product eukaryotic translation initiation factor 4E family member 2 (gene eif4e2). Bases 113 to 823 code for a protein of 236 amino acids. Gene Ontology annotation, cellular component: cytoplasm; eukaryotic translation initiation factor 4F complex. The record is from RefSeq and is a predicted model, not a curated record. The transcript is spliced from 8 exons. Lineage: Eukaryota; Metazoa; Chordata; Actinopteri; Perciformes; Serranidae. Gene Ontology annotation, biological process: translational initiation. Gene Ontology annotation, molecular function: RNA 7-methylguanosine cap binding; translation initiation factor activity.